This is a messenger RNA of Phyllotreta striolata, 3756 nucleotides long. The record is from the annotation of a GenBank genome assembly. Lineage: Eukaryota; Metazoa; Arthropoda; Insecta; Coleoptera; Chrysomelidae.
CGAAAAAAUCGUCUCGAAUCUCCGAAUUUCCGCGGAACUGGCGGCAUUGAAAUCACCGAAACCGCCUUCGCUAGAAACGCCGUUCGAUUUUGCACACUUUCCCAUCCUCUCCGUUGCGUCCUGCGACAGGCAGGAGGAGAUCUUUUCCGUGCGAUCGCCGCGGAACGGACCCGACUUGUCCGUUUCCAUUCCAUUGUUGUUUCGGUUUCAGUUCGAGCCGAGUUUUGAUCGAAAGCCGUCGCGUCUUCGCGUGCUCAACGCGUAAUUUCGACGCGUUAUAACAAUUCGAAUCGAAUAUUAUUUGGUUAUUGUUUGUUGUUGUGCGAGAUUUUUGGGAUUUUUUUGUUGCGACGAUGUUGUAAAGAUUCUAUACCUAGUAAUAAACCUCUAUUAAUACUAAAAACAAAUUCUCGACCAUGAUAAUACGAGUAGGUUAUAAUUGACAACAUGAAAAUCAAACAUUACCCCGGCAAAGCUGUGGUUUCCUAUCCGGUUUGGUGUGAAAAUGACGCCUCUAACAAGAGGAACAAAUACGAGGCCAAUUGGAAGGAUGCUCAGAACUCGCUGUCGAAUCACAGCUCAGCUUCCAACUCUUGGGACAAGUACAGUCACAAGAGUACCGACGGUUUCGGUACGGUAUCGUCGAGACUGGGCCAGUACCAAAGCGUUUUGGAAGAAAUCAAGAAAGACAACGAAGACAACUUCAAACCAGCUAGCAAUAAAGGCAGUCUUAGACUAAAAUACCACAGCGACAAAUGUUUAUCAAGGAUCAACGCUAAGAAUAUGACCAAUAUAGAUGAGGAGCUGGCGAAAUAUUUCGUACCUACUAAUAAAAAACGAGCGGAAACAGACGUGAUAAUACCACCCGUACCGAAACCUCGGAAGAAAUUAUUAGCGAUCCAACACCAGGAAAAUUUAGAAGACAUCGAAAAGCAACUGAAGAAAACCGUGAGAUUCGACGAAGUUUGCACGGAAAUAACCGAAGAAAACGACGAAGCGACGCAAGAAAGAGUCAACACUUGGAUAGACGAUCAGAACAAAUACCUCCUAUCGUCGGAAACCGAAAAGAAGAAACCGAUCAAACGAACCGACAGCGGCUACUACGAACAUUACGAGAAACCCAGACAACGAUUGCCGCCUAAGCACAUUUACUCGUCGUCAUCGUCAUCUUCAUCGUCGAUGUCUUCGUGCUCGUUCGACACCAAGACCUCAUCAUCGGGCUCGCCGGAGGAAGAUUACAGCGAGAUGUACAGCUUGUACAAAGACGGCUCGUCGCCCAAACGCAAACUCAUCGUGAUACCCCAAGCCUCCUUGCAGCCCCAGCGGUCGCAGCGCCAUUGCGACAACGAUUUUCUGAUACCACGGCCGAAAUUGAUCGUGCCCGUGCACACUUACGCCGUGAGAAAACGUCGGACCGGUAACGUGAUGUCGGAGUGCGUGGAUUCCCCUUCGGAUACUGUCGAAGAGAAGGAUCUUCGUUUGGCCGAUAAGCCGAAAGAUGGAAAAGUAGAAGUAUCCAGGGAAAAUAAAAUCUUGCAUCAUCUGGAUUCCGGAAAAGUUCUCGGCGAAUUGGCCAUUUUGUACAACUGCCAGAGAACCGCUACUAUUAAAGCCCAUACGGAUUGUAAGCUAUGGGCCAUAGAAAGACAAUGUUUCCAAACCAUCAUGAUGAGAACGGGUCUCAUCAGGCAAGCGGAAUACACCGACUUUUUGAAGAGCGUGCCAAUUUUCAAAACCUUACCGGAAGACACACUCAUCAAAAUCUCCGAUGUUUUGGAAGAAACCGUCUACGCCAACGGCGAUUACAUCAUCAGGCAGGGCGCCAGGGGCGACACGUUCUUCAUCAUCAGCAGGGGCAAGGUGAAGGUGACGAUGAAAAAACCGAACAGCGCCAAAGAGGAGUUCAUCAGGACGCUGGGAAAGGGCGACUUCUUCGGCGAAAAGGCCCUGCAAGGGGAUGAUUUAAGAACAGCCAACGUGAUAGUGGACGAUCCCGAAGGGGUUACGACGCUCGUCAUCGACAGAGAAACGUUCAAUCAAUUGAUAUCAGAUUUGGACGAAAUCAGGACUAAAUACAAAGAUGAUAAUUUGGAAAAGAGGAGAGUGGACUCGGUGUUCGAAAACGUGACGCUCUCGGAUCUGUCGGUAUUGACGACGCUGGGCGUCGGCGGUUUCGGGCGGGUGGAAUUGGUGCAAAUCAAGGGCCGCCCGUCGAAAUCGUACGCCCUGAAGCAGAUGAAGAAGGCCCAAAUCGUGGAGACGCGCCAACAGCAGCACAUCAUGUCCGAGAAAGAGAUCAUGGGCGAGGCGAAUUGCGAUUUCAUCGUUAAGCUGUUCAAAACCUUCAAGGACGCCAAAUAUCUCUACAUGCUGAUGGAGAGCUGCCUGGGCGGCGAGUUGUGGACGGUUUUGCGGGACAAAGGACAUUUCGAUGACGCAACAACGAAAUUCUACACGGCUUGCGUGGUACUGGCGUUCGACUAUUUGCAUUCGAGGAACAUCAUCUACAGGGAUUUGAAGCCGGAAAACCUGCUAUUGGACAAUUCCGGUUACGUGAAGCUGGUGGAUUUCGGGUUCGCGAAGAAACUUCAAACGGGAAGGAAGACGUGGACGUUCUGCGGCACGCCCGAAUACGUCGCGCCCGAGGUGAUUUUGAACAAAGGGCACGACAUCAGCGCCGACUAUUGGUCGUUGGGCGUGCUGAUGUUCGAAUUGUUGACGGGCACACCGCCGUUUACCGGAUCGGAUCCGAUGAGAACAUACAACAUCAUCCUGAAAGGUAUCGAUCAGAUCGAUUUCCCUAGGUCUAUAACGAGAAACGCGCAAGCGCUGAUCAAGCGAUUGUGCAGAGAUAACCCUGCGGAGCGUCUCGGUUACCAGAAAGGCGGAAUAAGCGAUAUACAAAAGCACAAGUGGUUCGAUGGUUUCAAUUGGGAAGGACUGGUCAAUCGAACGUUAUCGCCUCCGAUUUUACCGAGGGUGCAAAACGUUACGGAUACAUCUAAUUUCGACAAAUACCCUCGUGAUACGGAAGCCCUGCCUCCGGACGAUAUAUCCGGAUGGGACGUACAUUUUUAGACUACUUAAUGUUUUUUUAAUUCGUAAGUUGUGAAUAUAGCACUCGAAGUUUGUUAAAUGUUAAACGAAAGUUCAUCGCUUUUGUUUAAUAUUAAAUAAACAGCUCUGUGAGAUUUAUAUGUUAUUACGAUAUAUUUAAACGGAUAUUUUCUAACGACACGUCGUUAGAAAUGUUGUAUUUUAACAAGGUUGAUGAAACUUCAAGUGCCUUAAGUAGAAUCGUAUUUGUGAAGUUAAUUUUUUUGAAAUUUUAUAUUGUUACAUCUGAUUAUCAAAUUUAUGUUUUCAGUUUAUACAUUAUUUUUAUACUGUAAAUUAUUAUGAAAUAUUGUGCCAAUAUUGUGACAUAGAAUAAGAAUAUAACAUGACUAAACCAGCAAAGGUACUAUGAAUGUAAUGAAUUAUAAAAAACGCGUACCUAUUCCUGUAAAAUUUAAUAUUUGUACAUACUUAUAAUGUUUCAAACAUCCUAUAUUAAAGGUUUUUGCAAUAAUAUUUAGGACUAUUUCGUGAAUCUUUAAAUAUUCACGUUUUGUUAGUGAACAGGAUAAUAGAACUUGACAAGAAAUUUAACCCUCGACUACAAAAUGGCAAUUGUAAAUACUUCUAUAUUUUAUGAAAGUUACCUUUGUAUAAACUCGGCAAUAAUUUUUGUGAAUAAAAUUAAAACAGAAUAAA